Messenger RNA from Solanum dulcamara, 1354 nucleotides. RefSeq lists its product as uncharacterized. Lineage: Eukaryota; Viridiplantae; Streptophyta; Magnoliopsida; Solanales; Solanaceae. The transcript has 3 exons. The record is from RefSeq and is a predicted model, not a curated record. The coding region runs from base 159 to 842 and encodes 227 amino acids.
CAUAACACUAAUUAGUAAGUAGUAACUAACACCUCGGUAUUGCCAUUUGCCACCAUGUAGGCAUUUUCUCUUACGAUUCAAAUUCUCAUUCAAGUUCUCGCAGAAAAAGGAUCUAAAAAGCUUCUCUUUUUUCCUGAAUAAAUCAACAAAAUUUAAGGAUGGAAAGUGGGUUUACUGCAGAAGAUCUAUCCAAGAUCGGCGGUAUUGCCACCGUAUCACUGCUCCAUUCCUUCAUCCCAACUCAUUGGUUGCCAUUUUCCAUUGUGGGUCGUGCUCAAAAAUGGACUCUUUCAAGAACCCUUUUCGUCACUGCAUUUGGAGCAGUAUUGCACGUGUUAUCCACCUCACUUCUUGGCAUAACGGCAAUAACGAUUACAAACACAAUUGCUGGGGAGGAAACAGUGCACAAACUGGCUUCCUUACUGCUUGUAGUUCUUGGUGGUAGCUAUGUCAUCUUGCAUCUCUUUGGAAAGGGUGGUCACAGCCAUUCACACAAUCAACCAAUGGAGAAGAUGGCUGUGGCAGGGCUUAUACUUGUUCCUGCAUUGUCUCCUUGUGCAACCACUCUGCCUGUAUUUCUUGCUGUUGGAAAUUCGUCCUCCAUGAUGGUGCUUGCCAUCAUAGUUUUGCUUUUCAGCACUAUUACUGUAAUGACCUCAUUGGUGGCUCUAUCAUUUUAUGGUGCAAGUCAACUCAAGUUUCAAUGGGUGGAACGCUACGAUAAGCUCCUCGUUGGUUCUGUCCUGUGUUUGGUGGGCAUUUUGACCCUUAUUUUUCACGAUCACGAUGGAGAAGUAGGUUCCUCAGGAGUCCACGUGCACAGAAAACUAAGUGUGCUGUAGGAGUUAUUCUUCAGCCAGAAUCUGUUAUGUGAAGAAAUACACGAUCCCUUUUUGGGUCCUUAUGCAAUAGUGAGUAUUCAAAUAUGUUAUCAUACAGAAAGAAAGGAUUUCUAGGAGCAACCCGUAGGUUCCAGAUGCCAGGGUGAACUUUCCAGUAUGAGCAUUCGCCACUUUUCAGUUGAGUUACUUCUUGCAACCAGCUCAUGAUGCUCUGUCAUGGUAAAGCCAGCAUGGGAGUUAGGGCAGUUAAUUUUAAUUUAGUUUUAUGUUAUUUACAUCAACAUAGCAGCUUCAAGAGGAGGUGUAUUUUAAAGGAGUUUCCUUUUGAUCCCUUUUCUUUUUAAAUGUUAAAAGUGUACAAUACUCGUCGAGGGCUUGGCAAUCCUCGCCUUUAUAGAGCUAACUUUCGUGGUUGUGUUAGAAAAUCAGUGACAAAAGCUAGUAGAAGAGUAUAGUUGAAGAAUAAUGUUGAUUAGGGGUGGAAGACCAUCAAUCAUGCAUUGUUGUUAAUG